AUGCCACCAAUUCUACGUGAAUGGGGAAAGAAAUACGGGGAACUUUUCAGGACAAAGGCCGGAACUACAGAUUUCAUUUGGCUAAACUCGAAGGAGGCGGUCAAAGAGCUGUUUGACCGUCGCUCUGCAGUGUAUUCCAGUCGGCAGCCAAUGCCGAUGGCAUUUGAUUGCGCUACAGGAGGGAAACGAAUCACAUUCGCUCCUUAUGGCAAAACCUGGAGAGACUCUCGAGCUGUGUUCCACAAAGUUUUGACGCAGAAGAUGGCACAAGACUACUCCGUGAUUCAAAUGUUUGAGGCGAAGCAGCUUAGCGUAGACCUCCUGGAUAACCCAAAGGACUUCUACAUGCACAACCGACGAUAUGCUGCCAGCGUUAUAAUGCAAGUAACAUACGGGUGGCGCAUCCCUAAGUGGGACUGCCGAGAAAUCUAUCGUAUUUUCGAGGUCCUGGGCCGCUUUGUGCAAUGCAGAAAACCAGGUCAGUGGCUUGUUGAUGUAUUUCCUUCGCUUUCAAAGAGUAGAGUCUUCAAUAUGGUAUCUAGCUGGAAACAAAUAGGGUCACAAUUUCAUGCGCUAGAUGACGCAACUUGGUUCGAUUUCUGGAACGAGAUGAAGCGAAAAGUCGCCGAUGGGACCGCACCACAUUGCUUCGGCAAGAUACUGCAGGCAAAUUAUGAGAAACAGCGUCUCUCAGAAAGCCAGGCGGCUUGGAUAUGCGGCGGCUUAAUCGAGGCCGGCAGCGAAACAACAUCCGCAACGCUAAACAACUGCCUCUACCUAAUGCUUUCCAACCUAGACUGCAUCCGUCUCGCCCACGAAGAACUCGAUCGCGUCGUCGGACGGGAUAGAACACCAACCUUCGACGACGAGCCAAAUCUCCCGCUUAUCAGAGGCAUGAUCAAGGAAACGCUUCGCAUGCGGCCUAUCAACAAAUUCGGCAACAAUCACUUCAACAUCGAGGACGACUGGUAUAAUGGCUACUUCAUCCCAAAAGGAACCAUAGUAAUGGCAAACUGGUGGUCUAUUCACUAUGAUCCAAAGUACUACCCCCAGCCCGAUAAAUUCCUUCCAGAACGCUGGCUCGAUUAUCCCCACAGCGCAGCCAAAUCAGCCGCACUACAUGACGGCACCCAAAGAGACCAUCUUACGUAUGGUGGCGGACGAAGAAUAUGCGCGGGCAUGCAUCUUGCUGAGAAGAGCUUGUUCAUCAAUGUUGCGAGGAUUUUGUGGGGGUUUGAUGUCGGGCUUGCAAGGGAUGAGAACGGGAGAAAGAUUGAGCUGGACUUUUCGACGAAGAGUUUGCAGAAAGGGAGUUCGUCAGUCACGAAACCCUUUCCUUGCGAGAUUAAGGCUAGGUCGGAGCAUCAUGAGUGGGUGAUGAGGGAGGAGUGGAGGGCUGCCCAAGAGAUGGGAAUUGAUUUUUCGCAUAUCAAGUGGACGGUUUAG
Lindgomyces ingoldianus is the source of this 1446-nucleotide messenger RNA. RefSeq names its product cytochrome P450. The transcript has 5 exons. Lineage: Eukaryota; Fungi; Ascomycota; Dothideomycetes; Pleosporales; Lindgomycetaceae. Gene Ontology annotation, molecular function: heme binding; iron ion binding; monooxygenase activity. The record is from RefSeq and is a predicted model, not a curated record. Bases 1 to 1446 code for a protein of 481 amino acids.